AAAUCCUAUUACCCAGCAUCCUCUCUUUCUCUUCGCCAUCUUAACCGGCGCCAUGAAGUGAGUGCAAACAUGGCAGACAUUCCGAGAUUAAUGGCUUUCUUUAAUCCGCUGCCAUCCUGCCGCCCGAGGUGGCUCUGUGCCGCCAGGAUGCCGGGAUACGGUGGCCCGGGGUCUGCCGAUUCCUCACCGCUUUCUAUUUUGUGUUUACAGGGUCGAGCUGUGCAGCUUCAGCGGCUACAAGAUCUACCCGGGGCACGGCCGGCGCUACGCCAGGACCGACGGGAAGGUGAGCUUAGUGCGGGCUGGCUAGGCCGUGGGUAGGGUAUGGUGGGACAGAGAGCGCGCCUGGGCAGCCCCACACAGGGCUGUCGUGGAAGAGCUGUAUGGAGCCCGGGGCAGGGGGUUCAUUGAGCGGCUGUAAGGGAGGCCAGGCCCGAGUCAUGGCAGCUGACACACAUAUUGGUAGAGCUCUGUGUCACCAGGAUAUCACUGGAUGAUGUGUAUCGCUCUGAACACUGCACAGGGACACACACUAUGGACUAAGGCCUAGCAGCACUGUCAGCCCUGACCUGGGAAUCUACUGAGCCUGCUUUGUAUACACUGAAAGUGUGAAAGAAGAACAGAGUGAUUCAUUAUGUUACUUUGUAACUUGUUCGCUAAAACUUGUUUUCAGUGGUCACAUUUCCAAAUGUAGCACCUCAGAACUUGGCUACGUUUACCUGUAUGAAAUUUGGAGUAAAACUGACUGUGUUCUGCUAGGGGGGGAGGCUAUAAAAAAAAAAAAAAUUAAUCCAGCUAACUUGGGCACUUGCUUUUAGAAGUGGUCAUGGUGGUAGGAGUCUGUUUCUGCAUGAAAUGCUGUACAUACAGAUUAUGCUGCCCUCUGUUCUGGGCUGUCUAAUGUCAAUUAUGAGGGGGGGGGAAGUACAGUAGAGACUGUAGUUGACUUGUUGGCAACACAUUAAAUGAUGCUGGGCGAACUUCUCUUCUGCUUCCCAACUUUCAGUGUAAACACUUUUUUUAUACUUUGCUUGUUUGAGGACUUGGUGAAUAAUGCACUGCAGGGCAUUGUAAACAAAAAAAAAACUUGAUUCUGACUCAUUUAAGGGCAGCAGAAACAAUACAAAAAUGCUGCUGGGCUGACCCUAUAGAUUUACUAAAGGGAUACUCCAAGCACCAUAACCACUAUAGUGACCUGAAGUGGUCAUGGUUGCUAGAAAAUAAAUAUUUCUUGCUGUAUGUGUUACUUCCGACAGUGUCAUUAGCUAUCCUGGAACUCUCUUAGCAAACGUUUAAUCUGUACUUAUUUGGUGUCAAUUCUCAGCAUUUUGGUGAAACAUGGCUCCUCCUUGCUGCCCAAGUCUUCUCCUCAGGUUUGUUUCCCCAACGUUCUUGCCUGAGGAGGAAUGAUGAACAUGGGUACAGUGCUGGACCUAGGGGUGUAGUUAUUUAUUUAAACUUCCCCCUCGUGGGUGUUAAGUGUUGCAUCACCCCUCUUAAUUAAAAAAAAACAAAAAAAACUGUUAAAGGACCACUAUAGUGGUCCUUUAACAAACUUGUUUUCCUGGCAAUAUAUGGUCUUUAGGUCCCCCCUCACCGUCAGGGUCCCACUCCCGCUGGGCUGAAGGGGGAGGAAGGGGUUAAUCACUUACCUUUCUCCAGCGCCGUGCUCCCUCGGCUCUGGGGAAAUCUAUUUUCUUCCAACGUCAGCACUGCAUGUGCGGCAGGAGCCACGUGCGCAUUCAAUCAGUCCAUAGGAAAGCAUUUCUCAAUGCUUUCCUAUGGACGUCAGCGUCUUCUCACUGAUUUUUCACAUUGGGGUAGCGCCUCUAGAAGCUGUCAAUGAGACAGCCACUAGAGGCUGGAUUAACCCUAAUGUAACCAUAGCAGUUUCUCUGAAACUGCUAUGUUUACAGCUGCAGGGAUAGGCAACAUUCGGCACUCCAGAUGUUAUGGACUACAUCAACCAUAAUUCUUACACCCAUAAUACUGGCAAAGCUUCAUGGGAGGUGUAGUCCAAAACAUCUGGAGUGCCGAAGGUUGCCUAUGCCUGCCCUAGAUGGACCUGGCACCCAGACCACUUCAUUGAGCUGAAGUGGUCUGGGUGCUUAUAGUGGUCCGUUAAAGAACCACUAUAGGCACCCAGACCACUUCAGCUUAAUGAAGUGGUCUGGGUGCCAGGUCCAGCUAGGAUUAACCCUUUCUUCUAUAAACAUAGCAGUUUCAGAGAAGCUGCUAUGUUUACAAAUGGGUAAAUCCAGCCUCUAGUGGCUCUCAUUGACAGCCGCUAGAGGCGCUACCGCGCUUCUCACUGAUUUUCAGUGAGAAGACGCCAGCGUCCAUAGGAAAGCAUUGAGAAUGCUUUCCUAUGGACUGGCUGUGCGCGCGGCUCGUGCUGUGCAUUCAGCUGAUGACGAGGAGGAGAGUCCCCCACCUGGUGCUGGAAAGAGGUAAAUUUAACCCCUUCCACCCUCUAGAGCCUGAGGGUGGGGGGACCUAGAGACCCUAUAGAGUCAGGAAAACUAGUGUUUUUCUGGCACUAUAGUGGUCCUUUAAUGAUUAAUGAAAUCUGUUAAAUAUUAGGGAUAGACCGAUAUUGAGUUUUUUUUAUUUUAUAAUUAUUUAUUUUUGACUAUCUGAACUUUCAGGCCGAUAACUUGCCAAUACAGAUAUUCUGUUUAUCUACCCUUUUGAAAAAUAAACAAUUUCUACACACAUUUACUGUUAAAUGGCAUUUUUAUUUUUUUAACUUUUGUUUCAGUCCCCCCUCCCUAUUCCCUUGGGUGCCCGCAGCGGCACUGGCGGGCCCAGCACACUUACCUUCCCUUCAGCUCCCCUGUCUAACUCUCGCAGCCGGUGUGCUGCGCGGAGCGUUGCUAUGGUAACCUGCUGCAAUGCUUUGACGGCUACGGGACUCGCGAGAUUUAGACAGGGGAGCUGCUGGGAGGGUAAGUAAGAGUGUGAUUGGACCGCCAGGACCCUGAUGGCGGCUCUGGUCUGCAUUAUCAGCAAUAUUUGCCUCUUUAUCUGUAUCUUUGAUCUGUCGAUCUCUAUUAAAUAUAUAAUUUAACCUUCAAUUUAUAAAUUUAGGUUUUCCAGUUUCUGAAUGCAAAAUGCGAGUCCGCAUUUCUUUCAAAGAGGAACCCCCGUCAAAUCAACUGGACUGUUCUGUACAGAAGAAAACACAAGAAAGGCCAGUCUGUAAGUGGGGUUUUUUUUUUUUCCAGUGAUGGGUUUUUAGUAAUUCAGGAAAUAUUCUGAAGCAAAGUGGCUGCUUAAAUCAAAGGUUCUGUUGUGAUUGCUUUGAAUAAAGCACCAGAAUUGUUGUAAGCUUAUCCAAAAUAUAUUUGUUCUCUUGCCACUCUACUUUUUUAGACUACAUUCCAACAUACAGAUCUGUUUAAUCCCAGCUUUCUUAAAUACUGCAUUGUUUGUGUAUUUAUUAAUAUUUCAAUACUGAGGCCACCAUUAUCUUAUAUUUUGUUUUGACUUUUAUUGGUCACUAAUUCAGAAAGCAAAUUGAUCAUUCUUACUUUUCCGUCCCUACAGGAAGAAAUCCAGAAGAAACGUACCCGACGUGCAGUGAAAUUCCAGAGAGCCAUCACUGGAGCAUCUCUGGCUGAAAUUAUGGCCAAGAGAAACCAGAAGCCUGAGGUGCGAAAGGCUCAAAGGGAACAAGCAAUUAGGUGAGACUUUUUUUCUUUUAGAUAUCUUUAUUUUUUGUGUUAUGACUUUACCAAUAUAUUGCUGGUUGCCAAUGCUAGCAGUCUUUACAUACGGUGUUGAUAUGUACUACUUCUGCCACCAUGAAGUCAUACUAUUUAACGUCUAAUUUUUAUUUAUUUUUUUUUAUAAAAAAAGGCUACUCUUUAGCCAGUGUUUUGAUUACUUAAACUUUAGCUUGGUGUUACCCUUAUUAGAAGGCGAUAUGUCCUUAAUGAGACAUGCUGGAGUUUUACUUUAAGUGAAUAAUCCCACUAGAUCUUGGUACAAUUUAAGAGAGAAAUACUGUUAUCUCCAUGUUGAUAGUCUGUGUACAUAUAACCUCUUCAGUUUUCUAAAACGAAUCCUUAUGUUACUAAAUUGUCAACUUGGGUAUUAUGUACUGGGCUACCUUAUGAAAGUACUAAAGCAGUAGUUCUUGACCAUUGUAAAAUUAUGUGGAUGCAGGCACUGUAACAGACUAAAUGUUAGUGGGUGGUUUGUAUUGCACUGUGGAUGUUAAUGCCAUUACAGUAAACUUCUUGGGCAGUAGCAUAGGUGAGCUGAAUUUCUGUUCUAACAUUGGAAAUAGUAUGGGCACUUAGGUCCCAGUUUUCUUGUGAUUGUGGCAUGUGCUUUUAUGUGUAGAUAAAUGGCUCUGUAAUGGCACAAUCCAGUGACGGUCCUACUACUGAAAUACAAAACGCUUUUAUAUCUGGAAGUUUCUGUCUCCAGUGUAGUAAGCUAUGACUUGCAUUUCUAAAUCACAACCUUAUCAUGUGGUGGGGGUUAUAGGGGACUUGUCAUAACAGCAGGUUCAUAUUAAAUGGACCACUCCUUAAGUAAUAUUGUGAAGAGUUUUGUUCAUUUAAAACUGUAGCUAUUAAGUCUACUAGUGUUGCUAUGUCUGAAGCUUCGUUGGUGUUAAUGUUUGAAACACUGAUCUCAAAUAUUGUCAAUGUUCUAUUUGGAGACCUAUCCAAGCUGGGCAAAUCCUUCCCUAUGGCACACAUGUUGUCUUCACUGCCUGUUCAUCACUGCAUAAAUUGAGUUACAUUAGUCACUGUUUCUGUGCUCCUUGUCAGCACAAGAGCUGGCUAGGGAGUAACCACUGUGCAUGUGCUGUAGAUCCUGAUGAAUGAUGGGGCUUGUUUGUUAGUGCAAAAGUGUAUUGGUUAUUCUCUGCCCUAGCUUUUGGAUAUUGCUGGUUAAAGCAGAGCUCUCUAACAGUGAAGUGACCAAUUCUUAUUCCUUUAUACCAGUAAAUGCUAUAAUCAUGUUUACUGGGGAGAGCAACAUAGCUGUAAAACAUUCUUUCUUCUGCUGCUGCUCUGUUGGCUAGGUGAGAAGGCACACAACUGGAAAGGGAAAAUCAAAGUGUCACCAGUUGAGACACUAUUUCCAGGUAGCCCACAAAGUAAAACAGAUGCAAAUUGGCUAUAAUACCAGGCAGACUUAAUGGGAUAUCUGGUCAGUGUUUUGGCUCCCAAGAGCCAUAAUCACUUGUGGAUUUUUCACCACCUAUGCUGUGCAUAAUGUCUGUCCUUUUCCUGUGCUUUUGUAAGGAAAUAUAAAAUAGUGAAUUCGAUCAUUUUAGCUCAACCUAUAGCUAACUUCUAAAAGCAGGAGAGUACCUCUUUAAAAAAAAAAUUAAAAAAAUUAAAAAAAAAUUCCACUUUACCGGCAGCUUUUGUGCAAAAUAAAACCUCUUUACAUGGUUAAAGUAUCAGUACAGACAUUGUAUGACUUGGAGGAAAAAAAAAUAACCUUUUUUUUUUAUUAUUUCAAAUACCUUGUAUUUUUAAACCUCCUAUGAUUUUUUUUUUUUUUUUUCUUUUGUCCCUCUUAGGGCUGCCAAGGAAGCAAAAAAGGCAAAGCAGGCUACAAAGAAAACUGUCCCUUCAAAGGUAAGUUGUGUGGCUUUUUUUUUUUUUUUUUUCUCCUUCCAAACUUACACAUGUUGCUAUAGUCAACGUGGAUCUGUCACUUAAGUAUUUCAUAAGUAUAUAUUCUUUAUGAAAUACUGAUCAAGAUACCAUAAGAUAUAGUAUGGACAGCUUUCUUAUGAAAGCCUGAGCUUGACAAAAGGCAAAGCAUCACAAUUAACUAAUUCUAGCAGCUGUGGCUUUCAGCCUCUGUCUAUGGGAUGGUCUUGUUGGAUCCUCGGUAGACAUCACUGUUAUUUUGCGAGCGUGCAUCUCUCCUGGCAACUCAAGCAUCAGGAAACUAAGAGAACAGCAGAAUGAAGGUUUCAGCGACAAUGAGGGACAACCUAAAGUAAAAUGCUGCACCCUAUUGUCACCAGACCCAGAUCUGUCACUCUCAGGGGUCUCUGUGUAAAAUGCUAAGACUCCUGAAAGUGACAUCUGAUUUAAUAUAUAGAUGGAAAGCUUUUCAGCUGAAUGCACAAGUUUUCUUACGGAAACACAAUAAAACUGAAGAGCAACCAGCCAACUAUGAAUACAGCCUUUCUUAGUGGUGCAUAAUCAACUUAUCUAUAGAAUGUUAAGCUAUAUACAGAAUACAAUAAGUAGCACAAAAAUAACAGACGUACUUACAACUAUUCCUGAGACACUUAAAGUCCCACUGACUCAUGUUGUGACUUAACUAAUGUGAUGGCUUUUCUUUCAUAGGGACCAUCUAAGUCUGCACCCAAGCAGAAGAUUGCAAAGCCCGUAAAGAUGGCAGCACCCCGUGUUGGUGGAAAACGCUAAACUAUUUCAUCUGGAUGUUAUAAUAAAUAACUGUUUUGAAAAGAAGUGUUAUUGUGUCUGUUAAAUUGGAUUUCUAGGUUAGAAGUUUAUGUAGCUAUAAAAUGGCAUAUGUUUGACUCCGGCUUGUACUAUUUACCAUUGUUUG
Pelobates cultripes (western spadefoot toad) is the source of this 6561-nucleotide messenger RNA. The record is from the annotation of a GenBank genome assembly. Lineage: Eukaryota; Metazoa; Chordata; Amphibia; Anura; Pelobatidae.